AUGAAUGAAAAGCAAUAUGCGAGGGCAAGUACGGGGUCGGUCAAGGUGUCGGAACGCGCGAGAUGGCCGCCCUUGACGCGGAUGUUGAUGUCGGGAGAGAUGAGUGCCCAGAGAUCCAGGGAGCUUAGCACACGGGAGAGAUUCGACAGGUGGAUGGUGAACGAGGGAUACAGGCGAUUCUUCGUCUUUGUGUUCGCGGCUAUCCAUGCCAUGGUCUUCGCUUUCGGUUUUAUGAAUUACCAGAUCAAGGACAACCUGUCGAUAGCCAGGCAGACAUUUGGCUUGACAUAUCCGAUAGCAAGAGCGGCCGCCUUGACUUUGCAUUUCGAUGUCGCCAUGAUUCUCUUUCCCGUCUGCAGGACGCUCAUCUCUCUGGGACGGCAAACGCCCCUGAACGGCAUUAUACAGUUCGACAAGAACAUCACUUUCCACAUGACAACUGCCUGGUCUAUCGUGUUCUUCUCCUGGCUACACGUCAUUUCCCAUUGGAACAACUUCGCUCAAAUCUCGGCAAAGAACAAUCUCGGGAUUGGAGGAUGGCUGCUCGCCAAUUUUGUCACGGGGCCAGGUUGGACCGGAUACAUCAUGUUGAUUGCGUUGAUGUCUAUGGUUGCCACCUCGGUCGAGAAGAUGCGUCGAGCCAACUUUGAGCGUUUCUGGUAUACUCAUCACAUGUUCGUCGUGUUCUUCUUUUUCUGGUCGAUCCACGGAGCCUACUGCAUGAUUCAGCCCGACUUUGCACCUUUCUGCGUGGGGCUCGGGUCUAGCGCCAUUGGGGUCUUUUGGCAAUACUGGAUGUACGGAGGAUACAUCUACCUGAUGGAGAGAAUUGCCCGCGAGGUCCGAGGAAAGCACAAGACCUACAUCUCAAAGGUCGUUCAGCAUCCCAGUCUGGUUUGCGAAAUUCAGAUCAAGAAGGAGAAUACCAAGACCAGAGCCGGGCAGUACAUCUUCUUCUGCUGUCCCGCGGUUUCCGUCUGGCAAUACCAUCCUUUCACCCUGACCUCGGCACCUGAAGAGGACUACAUUUCCAUCCACAUGAGGAUGCAAGGAGACUUUACCAAAGCUGUCGGCCGCACCCUCGGCUGCGAACUCGACAAGCCGAGAGGCGACAAGAAAGACGCCUCUCAAGUAGUCAGCGUCAACAAGAACGGCCCGGGAGCGGAAGGGGUCGACCCGGCUAUCCGCCGCAUCCUUCCCCGAGUCUACAUUGACGGGCCCUUCGGCUCCGCCUCUGAAGACGUCUUCAAGUACGAAGUCGCCAUGCUCGUGGGAGCAGGUAUCGGAGUUACCCCCUUCGCCUCCAUUUUGAAGUCCAUCUGGUACCGGAUGAACUACCCGCAAAAGAAGACCCGCCUCGCCAAAGUCUACUUCUUCUGGAUCUGUCGUGACUUCGGCUCCUUCGAGUGGUUCCGCUCUCUCCUUCUCGCCAUCGAGGCCCAGGAUAUGGACAACCGUAUUGAGAUCCACACUUACCUGACUGCCAAGAUCAAGGUUGACGACGCAACGAACAUCAUGAUCAACGAUGCGAACGCAGAUCGCGACGCAAUCACAGGUUUGAGGGCGCCGACGAACUUUGGCCGCCCGAACUGGGACAUGAUCUUUAAGAGUGUGCGCAAGAUUCAUAGUCCGUCUGAAGCGGGAGUGUUCUUCUGUGGACCGAAGGUGUUGGGGAGUGUGUUGCACAUCAAGUGUAAUAUGUAUACCGAGCCUGGAUUCGCGUUCCAAUGGGGUAAGGAGAAUUUCUAG
Molecule: messenger RNA, 1749 nt
Organism: Drepanopeziza brunnea f. sp. 'multigermtubi' MB_m1
Lineage: Eukaryota; Fungi; Ascomycota; Leotiomycetes; Helotiales; Drepanopezizaceae
Biological process (GO): superoxide anion generation; defense response
Cellular component (GO): plasma membrane; NADPH oxidase complex
Molecular function (GO): superoxide-generating NAD(P)H oxidase activity
Source: RefSeq, a predicted model, not a curated record